AUGAGAGUCCUCAGCAUGCUGACAGAUUUGAUACUCCAGCACAAGGAGAAGAAAGCCGGCUUGAAGCUAUGGUACAACCUGAAGCGAUUCGACCCGGGGCUCCGUCUCAGGGUGAGCGCGCCGCCGGACGCCGGGUGCCGGCCCGGACCGCAGGUGCGGGUACGGCCGGGCCCGCUGGACCAGGAGGAGCAGGCCAAGAUCUCCAAGUCGGGCCUCGAGAUGAAGCUGGCCAACGACGAGAUGGCCGCCGAAACGGACAAGUGGCAGGAGGCCAGCGACGAGGACAACGACAUCCUGCGCCGCGCCAAGGCCAUGUCGCAGAUGGCGCUCGGCAUGUACCAGUUCACACGGGGCGAUGGCAUUCUCAAGACCACGCAGGACCUCUUCACGCAAGCCGAGUACUUCACUGAGGAAGCCAACCGGCUCUACAAGGUGGUGCGACAGUUCUCUUAUCAGGUGCCUCAGGGCGCCAACAAGAAGGAGCUGCUGGAGUAUCUGGAUCAGAUACCGACGCACGUGCAGCAGCUGCAGUUCGCCGUCAAGACGCCCACAGUCGCAAGGCGGGCCACCUUCACCAAGGUCGACAACGUCAUCCAGGACACAAAGAGCGCGAUGAAUGUCAUCUCCAAGGUCGUCAAUAUUUGUUUCGCGUGCGCUAUAGCAAGCCGCUUCUGGAUGUGCCGCGUCGUUGUACGCUGUGUGGCGCCGCGCCGCGCCGCGCCGCGCCGGGCCUCCGUGUGCCGGUACUGA
Messenger RNA from Pollicipes pollicipes, 750 nucleotides. RefSeq names its product alpha-catulin-like. The transcript has 5 exons. Lineage: Eukaryota; Metazoa; Arthropoda; Thecostraca; Pollicipedomorpha; Pollicipedidae. The record is from RefSeq and is a predicted model, not a curated record. Bases 1 to 750 code for a protein of 249 amino acids. Gene Ontology annotation, biological process: Rho protein signal transduction; cell adhesion. Gene Ontology annotation, molecular function: actin filament binding.